GAAAAAUGUCAUUAUCGAUUCAGCGAUUUUAGCCUACAGACGAUAUCAUUACGCUGAAAUCCUCUGAGAUAUGAGAAGUACAUUGUAUUUGCUGGCAUUAGUCUGUACAGUGGUUUUGGCUGGUGAUGUCAUAUUGCCAGAAACCCUAUACAACAGCACAGUGUGUCGCUCAUCGCUGAAUCCUACUGUCCAUCUGAACUGUAGUAAUUCACUUUAUAACCCGGAUGUCAUAGCUAUAGCUUCAAUCAAAUCAGUAACGAGACCACAGGACAGCACUUGCGCUGGCAAUGGAAGCUGUUGUGGUCAUAUCGAGACAGGAGACUGUGUUUCCGCGUACUCUUCUGAGUUGUAUGAGGAGUGCAUGGGACAGGAGUUAACGUGCCGUCAUCCAGUCAGCGUACUGACGAUUCCUACCCCACAGGAAUGUCUUAAUCUUAACAGUAUGCCAUAUCCGCCAAACAUUGAUUUUGUGGAAGUUCAAUAUUAUUGCAUAAAGUCUGACAAGAUAAACAGUCCAUGUCCAGGAAAAAACUCCACAAGUAAGUAUGAGAUCGUUUAUCUUCAAACAAUGGAUUAUCCUCAACCAACGGGAAGACAGGAGGAGGUUUGGUGUGAAGUAUCGUCGUCAGCUCCCAGUAUCAAAAUGAUUGUUCUUGAUUCCAAAGAUAUCGACAAUCUUUCAGUGAUAAACAAUAUUACUUGUGAUGUUUUAUACACGCACAUAUUCCACACGUCGUAUAAUAACAGUCACAGAAUUGAAGAGGUUGCGAACUUGACAGGCAAUUUUUACGUCCAUUUUACGGGAUGUGGAAAGUUAUGGAUCGGAUUUUUGUCAGAAAAGGAAAGAAUUUCUAUCAAUUGUGGAAUAUCAGUCAAUUCGAGUUGUUAUCAGAGUAAUCGGACAAGUUGUAGUGCUUCCAAUAAAGAAAAGAAAGUCGCUCUGUGGUGGAUUGCAUCGAUCGCUGUAUUGAUUCCAGGCAGUCUUAUCGUUGUGUUCUUCUUUAAGAAGUUCAAGAAUAAACAAAAGGGGAUGCAGGCGAGUCCUUUCCGGGGAAAUACGAUUAGUAGAGAUGAUCGCCCUGUAAUCAAACCUCGAAAACGGAAGAACAGAAUAAAAAAGGGUAAAACUAAAGAAAGCAUGAGAAACAGUGUUACUGCAGAAAAUGUUUCUGAUCGGAGAGAAGGCGGAUCAGAACAAUCAAGUACAGAUCUACAAACAAUCGGGGAGCAUGGUGGGAAUACUAGUACUCAUGAAGAACAGCUUGUUAAUCCAGAAAGUGCACAGAACACAGACAGUGGUUUUCAGUACGUGAAGGAUCGCGAUCCUAGUGAGAAUUCUCGUUUUGAAGUCAGACAAACUGGACAUGCAAGAAACACAGAGGGUAUGCCACCUGUUGAACAAACGGAUCGUGAGUGGUUGCUUACAGAAAAUAUCACUCCAAAAAUAAGAGAAUACUCAGAGAUAACAAUUGACUACGAUGAAAAAAUUGAAGAUUACAAUCAACAAGUGCUGAAUGUUUUGCCGACUUGAUUUUCAGAGCCGAAAAGUAGCUAACAGCCAUUCUUUUUCCUAUCAACGUGCAUAUACUUUAUUUCAUUUGCAAAACGCGGUUUCAUUGCUUCAUAUGUUUGACUUUAUCAAUAUUCUAAUUUCGCAUCAAAUAAGUUGACAUUAGGUUGCACCGUAUGACGUCCUGGGAAUGCAUCACCAUACAUUUUGCUCUUUUUCUCAUGUUGUUGCUAUUGUAAUAAUGUGCCGUGUUAAAUAGAAUUCAAAAUUCUUAUCUAUAAUAAAAAAAU
Molecule: messenger RNA, 1800 nt
Organism: Ostrea edulis (European flat oyster)
Lineage: Eukaryota; Metazoa; Mollusca; Bivalvia; Ostreida; Ostreidae
Exons: 8
Coding region: 71-1531 (486 amino acids)
Source: RefSeq, a predicted model, not a curated record